This is a messenger RNA of Aspergillus tanneri, 6171 nucleotides long. RefSeq lists its product as uncharacterized. The coding region runs from base 1 to 6171 and encodes 2056 amino acids. Gene Ontology annotation, molecular function: enoyl-[acyl-carrier-protein] reductase (NADH) activity; [acyl-carrier-protein] S-malonyltransferase activity; fatty acid synthase activity. Lineage: Eukaryota; Fungi; Ascomycota; Eurotiomycetes; Eurotiales; Aspergillaceae. The transcript is spliced from 4 exons. Gene Ontology annotation, cellular component: fatty acid synthase complex. The record is from RefSeq and is a predicted model, not a curated record. Gene Ontology annotation, biological process: long-chain fatty acid biosynthetic process.
AUGACUCUGGUGGAAGAGCGUCCUGUGUCGUCAUCUGACUCUGUCAUGCCUUCCUCCCCUUUACUCGUUUCCUCCCUGUCGUCUUCAACAACGGCAGUCGACAUUGUCUUCCGCCACAGGGAAAUCCAACUAACACUGUCUGUGCCUAGCACACACUUCCCAUGGUUGCAAUCGCAGAAAUAUGCCUUUUUGCUGUCCCGAUUCUACUUGUCUAGGAAAGACGAGCUACAGACGCCUCCCGAACUCGCCCUUGCCUACCUCGAGUUUCUGCUUCUCUACAGUAAGACAUCGGAGAAUGCUCUGGCGGUUGUUGUACAAGCAUUUGAGAAUGAAUUCCUGCAAGGUGGCAUGGACAUCCACUCGCUAGUGGCGGGGCUGUCCCCAAGUUUGGAGAAUCGCCAGCGAUUGUUACGGACCUAUUAUCAGGCAAUCCAAGCUAGUAGUGGUGGCGAGCGGGACAGUGCUCAUCUUCUCCGCAAGGCUCUCAGCACUUUUUUUGAUCAGGCACGGCAAGACAGAUUCCAGCUAAUGGCAGUCUUUGGUGGGCAGGGAGACGCGAGCUGUACCUGCGUACAAGAACUUUCUGAGCUUUACAUGACAUACGAGCCAAUACUGCGAGAUUUUAUACAGGUCAUCGGGUGUCGUCUUGACGAACUGUCACGGCUUCCGGAAUUGAGUCGCUACUACGAAAGGCACCCAUUCGAUAUUCAGAGUUGGAUAUCCGAUCCAGCCAAGCUUCCAGACUCUCAAUUUAUUGCCAACGCUCCAGUGAGUGUACCGGUUAUUGGCCUUCUAAGCCUCUCACGCUACAUGGUUAUAUGUCAUGUAGCGGGACUUACGCCUGGAGGGCUGCGACGCUUACUGCGUGCCACAACAGGCCACUCACAGGGGAUACUAAUUUCUAUUGCUAUAGCCAUUUCAGAUUCCUGGGACUCUUUCUAUGACAGCUCCAGGCUGGUUGUGGAAGCGUUAUUCUGGCUGGGGUGGGAAUGCCAUCAUGCUGCGGUGUGGAGUCCGGUCCUCACCACAGGGAGGAACCAUUCCACAAGAGGUCAGACUGAGCCGUCAUAUAUGCUCAGUGUACGUGGGUUGAAACGAAAUGAAAUUGACACCCUGGUAGCGAGCAUCAACAAAGAUUUGCCAAAGGCUUCACAGUUAUAUCUUGCUCUCAUCAACGCCCGAGAUCAGUUCGUGGUGGCUGGUCCCGUUGCUUCGCUAGUACAUCUUGAUAGCUAUUUACAAGAAAUAAGCAGGCCUAACAUAGAUCAGACUAGAAUACCAUUUAGUCGUCGGGGAAAAACUAUUUACCAUUCAUUUUUGCCGAUUAGUACGCCCUUUCACACACCAUACCUCCAAGGCGCGGCAGCAUCCUUGAAAAGUCGAUAUUCAGAUUGCAAGUUGCAUUCGCAUCAACUGUUGUUACCGGUCUAUCACACUCGUACCGGACAAGAUAUUCGCGAAAUAAACGACAAUAUAUUAUACGUCGCCUUCGAUGCUAUUAUGCAGGAGCUCUGCGACUGGCCCAUCGCGCUGGCUGGGGCUAACCAUAAACACGACAACGUUUUGUCUGUGUCCCACGUCGUUGUAUUUGAUCGAGGUAGCCUUGCACCUUUAGUGAAAAAGGUCACAGAGGGCCAUGGUAUACGGAUAGUUCAAGGGGGUGAAUUUGAAUCCCGAGAUCCAGAUAUAGGGUCCAUGCAAGACCUCGUCUCUCCUAUCCUAUUGGAAUCAUCUACAAAGAUUCAGAGCUGGGGUCAGCUAUAUCAGCCGCGGCUGACGACAGCAUCAGCUGUUGGGUUAGAAACACGACUCAGUCGGCUGUUAGGCACCCCGCCCGUCAUGGUAGGUGGUAUGACGCCCACAACGGUGCAUUGGGAUUUUGUAUCCGCCAUUAUGAACGCCGGCUAUCAUACCGAACUCGCGGGAGGUGGCUACCACAAAUCAGCUGAUAUGGAGGCUGCCAUCAAUCGACUAGCAGACGCUAUUACUCCCGGGCGUGGUAUCACCUGCAAUCUUAUAUAUGCCAACCCUCGAGCUAUGGGCUGGCAGAUUGCACUACUACGACGCCUAUCACAAAGACAAAUUUUGAUUGAGGGGCUCACAAUUGGCGCUGGUGUGCCUUCUCUUGAUGUUGUGACGGAGUAUAUUCGGACACUGGGGUUACGUCACAUUGGCUUCAAGCCAGGGUCAGUGGGGGCCAUACGCCAGGUGGUCGACAUUGCAAAGAGCCAUCCUGAAUUUCCUAUAAUACUCCAAUGGACCGGAGGGAGAGGUGGAGGUCAUCAUUCCUUUGAAGACUUUCAUGCUCCGAUACUUAAAACCUAUGGCCUUAUCCGCCAGCAUGUUAAUAUCUACUUGGUAGCGGGCAGUGGGUUUGGUACGGGAGAGAGUAUCCACCCAUAUCUCACCGGCAUGUGGUCUGUUCAAAUGGGCUAUGCGGCGAUGCCUUUUGACGGUGUUUUGCUUGGAAGCCGCAUGAUGGUGGCCCGUGAAGCCCAUACUUCACCUCCUGUUAAGGAGAUUAUCUGCAAGACACCCGGUGUUCCGGACAAUGAGUGGGAGAACACUUACUUAGGCCCGAGCGGGGGGAUUAUUACUGUACAGUCGGAGAUGGGAGAACCAAUUCACAAGGUGGCCAACAGGUGUGUCCUUUUUUGGGCAGAAAUGGAUAAAACAGUGUUCAGUAUGGCCCAUAAAGAUCGUCAGGCAUAUCUUAUUCAACAUAGGGGCUCGAUUAUUACUCGCUUGAAUGAAGAUUUUGCGAAGCCUUGGUUUGGGCGUAACUCACAUGGAGAUGCCGUUGACCUGAAAGAUAUGACGUAUGGGGAAACAAUGAGCCGACUAGUUGCGCUCAUGUACGUCCAUCACCAAAGGCGCUGGGUUGACCCGUCAUACAUCGACUUCACUAUGAGCUUCGCUACACGCGCCUUGGAAAGGUUCUGUGGUAGCCCAAUGGAUAGAGAAAAUCUUUCUCGUACCAGCUUAAAAGAGAACCCAGAUGGUUUUAUCCGUACCUUCGUCAGCGUCUGUCCUGACGGCGCUGAUACUGUCUUGAAUCCUGAGGAUGUGUCCUCUUUUUUGAUUGAGACCAAACGCCCAAACCGGAAACCAGUCAAUUUCAUUCCUGUGCUCAAUGAAGACUUCGAAUUUUAUUUCAAGAAAGACUCUCUGUGGCAAUCAGAGGAUAUUGAGGCUGUUGUUGACCGAGAUGCAGAACGAGUAUGUAUUUUGCAUGGUCCUGUGGCUGCACAAUAUUCUCGAGACCAGGACCAGUCCGCCAAGGAUAUCCUUGAUUCCAUCACAAUGUCUUUGGUCGAUAUUAUCCAGCGCGAUGGAACUAGUGAAGACCUUAACAGCGGUCUGGAUAGUGGCUUGGUCACGCCGGAUUCUUGGUCAACCAUUUCUACGACUGCGAGGGCGUUGCCAUUAGAGGAGUUGUCGCUACCGUCAUCGGUCACCGCUUCGGAACCUGCUAGCCGCUGUUCUCCAUCUCCCAUAGGAUUAGAUAGCUGUCGAACUACGCCGGCCUGGAUACAGGCGGUCCUUGGGGAGAAGACUAUCCUAUAUGGAAGUAGGCGCCAAGAUAACCCAUUCCGUUGCUUCCUCGAAACCUAUCCUGAGAGCAUUCUCUCUUUAAGCCCCGAUCAUUCCAGGCUGUCCAUAAUAACAAAGGAGAAACACAAAUCAAAGUCAUCAAUGACGCUCAUAUCCCACAAUGGAGUUGAUAUAGAGGUCGAAGUAUAUCCUGAUGAAAACACCGAGUCUUUACGGCUGCUCUAUCAAUUUAAUGCCAAGGGCGCAGUUUCAAGAAUGACUGAGAUAUCGGAUGGUCGUAUUGAGAGGAGCCGCGAUUUCUACAGUAAUGUCUGGUUUGGAAAAGUCCAGACCCCGGACGUCGCUAUACAUGAUACGUUCUAUGGACGUCAAACGACCCUCACAGCUGAGAUGCUCAAUAGCUUGAUCAUGGCAGUAGGCCCAGCAUUCCAGGGCCACAGGGGUAUAUGUCCUGGCGAUACAAUAAUUCCCAUUAGCAUUGGGAUUGUCAUAGCGUGGGAAGUCAUUUCUCGACCGUUGGUCGCCAAGGGGAUGGACGGUGACUUGCUCAGAUUGGUCCACCGUUCAAACACGUUUGAAUAUCAUUCUGGGGCCACGCCACUACGUGUUGGUGACAUAGUGAGCUCUCAAUCUCAAGUCCAAGCUGUAUAUUUUGAAGAAGCAGGAAAGGCCGUUGUAGUGGAAGCUGUUAUCACACGCUGUAAAGCACCCGUGUUGACUGUGACUUCAGAAUUCCUAUUUCGCGGAUCAGCCAUGGAUGUUGCGUCAACGUUUCGCCGAACUAAAGAACCCGACUGGAUCGUCCGGGUGUCAUCGACAGUUGACGAGGAAGUUUUAAGACAUCGUAGAUGGCUCCAUCUGCAUGAUAAUGCGCCCUCUCUGGUGGGUAAGUCGCUGGUUUUUAGUCUUCGUUCUGAUGUCACGCACACAACGGCGAAAUCCAAACGACUGCGGGUCACAGGGACCGUCCGCUGUCGACUCAGUGGCCAUAAAUUAGUAGAGAUAGGAGAGGUUCACUUUGAAUGCGAUGAAUGUUCUGGAAACCCUGUUGUCGACUUCAUGCAGCGCAAAGGGGUUCGAUCAGCCAAACAGAUUGACUUUGACAGGCCGGGCUGGUCGGGCCCCUCGGAACUGGGGGUCCAAAUGCCAGCCAGUAACCAUGCAUAUGCCGAGCUCUCUAAAGAUUUCAACCCUAUCCAUACUUCGAGCGUUUUCGCAAACCUGGCACAGCUACCUGGAACAAUUUGCCAUGGUAUGUGCACAUCCGCCAUCACGGUAUCUGCCUUGGAGUAUCUGGUGCUGGAGGGGGAGCGAGAGCGGCUCAAAUUUUUUAAAGCCAGUUUCGUAGCAAUGGUGAUGCCGUUAGAGAAGCUGGUGGUGCGGAUACAGCACACUGGCAUGGUUGAGGGGCGAAUGCGAUUUAUCGUCGAGGUGUUCCGCAGUCACAACGAUGAAAAAGUACUGCACGCCGAGGCGGAGGUAGAGCAACCGCGGACUGCAUAUCUGUUUACCGGUCAAGGCAGUCAAAGCCAAGGGAUGGGCAUGGAUCUGUAUCAAGUGAGUCCGGUGGCGAAGGGGCUGUGGGAUGAAAUUGAUGCACAGCUGUAUGGCGCAUAUGGGUGGUCUGUUCUUGACAUCGUCCGUAACAAUCCACGAACCAUCACCAUCAACUUUGGCGGGAAAAAGGGUCGCAGGAUCAGGCAGAACUAUCUGUCUAUCACCACCGAGUCAACGCUUUCUGACGGGAGUCGUAUUGUAAAGUGCGUCCUCCCGGGUCUUUCACCCAGCUCAACAUCGUACACAUUUAGUGACUCCCGUGGAUUAUUAUACUCGACUCAAUUCGCACAACCGGCGAUCCUUGUGUUUGAAGCUGCUGUGUUUGCAGAGAUGCGCGCCAAGGGAUAUGUAUCGCAAGACGCGGUGUAUGCAGGACACUCACUGGGCGAGUACGGGGCACUAAGCGCCUUGUCGCGAUACGUCUCUACAGGGGCAUUGGCGGAGCUGGCGUUCUAUCGAGGGUUGAUGAUGCAAGCCUCUGUACAGGAUGGCCAGGGGGGGGCGGGGUAUGGCAUGGUGGCAGCGAACCCAAAGCGGGUUGGUCCAUGGGUAAUAGCUACCGCAAGUGGGGGACUGCUGGAGAUUGUCAAUUUCAAUGUGGAAGGGGAGCAAUAUGUGUGCUCGGGAACUACUACCAACUUGUACGUCCUGGGGAAACUCCUGGACCACAUAGCGCAGUCGGCUCGUGGGUUAGAGGUGGUCCAUGAGGCGGUCGAAUUCAAGGAUGGGUCGGAAGCACAGCAGGUACUCGAGCGGUUGCUGGACGAGGCCAAAGAACUUCCGCAUCCCAUCGAGUUACAGCGGGGGAAGGCAACGAUCCCGCUGCAGGGGAUAGACGUGCCGUUCCACUCGACUCAUCUGCGGUCGACAGUGGAUCGGUUCCGACAAUGUCUGCUGAAACCGGGGUUCCUGGAAGGCAAUGUGGAUGUGGAGGGGCUGGUUGGACGAUACAUUCCGAACCUGAUGGCACGGGCAUUUUCACUGGACGAGGAGUACAUCCGCGAGGUAUACGAACUGACGGGGAGUGUAAUACUGCGGGAGAUGCUAGACUAUAGUUAG